Messenger RNA from Drosophila kikkawai, 753 nucleotides. RefSeq names its product gametocyte-specific factor 1 homolog. The record is from RefSeq and is a predicted model, not a curated record. Lineage: Eukaryota; Metazoa; Arthropoda; Insecta; Diptera; Drosophilidae.
ACCGAUUAUCGCAUCACAGAAAUCGAUAGCAUCUAUGUUGAAAUCGAGUUGUUCACAUUUCUAACGUCAGGGACGAUACGGCAUGACAAGGCACUUUUAAUUCCUAAAGCAGGUGAAAAUAUUUUAUUUCUUCAAAUAACUUUGGUUGUUGCUUUUUACGGAAAAUCUUUGGAGAUAUCAGACGCAAAAACUUAGAAAAUUUUCAAAUUUGACUUACAGAAUGGCGGAAAAUAAUGUGGUUGCUCCGGAAACAAAGCUUAAUGAUUAUGUAAUAUGUCCAUAUGACAGCACCCAUCGUCUGAUUCCGAGUCGCCUUACCAGGCACCUUAUACGCUGCGCACGCAACUUUCCUUCCACCAAAAAGGUUAGACAUCCAUUUAACUCCAACCAUAUCCACUCCGUGGCCGAGAUGAAAGCGAACGUCGAAACUUGUCCCGAUCGCUCGAAGAUGGAAUACUCUAGAAAUCCGUUGAAGCUGCCACAGGAGGAACCAAAGCUUCCCAAUUUCUGUGUGGAGUCUACUGAGGACUGGGAUGCUGAGCCGCCGGCAGGGACAUACAAUCCGCAGGAUCAUUGUGAAAGGGAAUUAAUAAUCCGCAAUCCCCAGGGAAAUCCGCCGGCGGCUCGCCGCGAGUUUCGUGAACGCGAGCGCCGUCGCUUCAACGAAAACAACCCAUUUUAGAAUUUAAAAUUCUUUAACAUAUCGAUCAAACAUUACUAAACAUACUAAUAAAAUCAAACUAGAGCUUGGAA